CAGGCCACGAACAGGCCCUGCCUGCUUGUCCCUGCUGUUGCCGAGGGCUCAGUGCCAACUCCUGAGAGCUGCCCAGCGCCCCGCAGCCGGGUCCUGCCGAGGGCAUGGCACAGGCACCCUCCACGCUGGAGAGCGGGGCCCUGGCAUCUGCGCCCUGGGGUCCCAGGAAGGGCAGCCCAGCAGACAGGACAGAGAAGGCCGCAGCGAUGCCCGACUCCCCAGCUGAGGUGAAGACGCAGCCCCGGGCCACACCUCCCAGCAUGCCGCCCCCGCCCCCCGCUGCGUCCCAGGGGGCCGCGCGCCCGCCCUCCUUCACGCCGCACACACAUGGCGAGGACGGCCCUGCGACGUCUCUGCCCCACAGCCGUUUCCACGGCUGCUUAAAGUGGUCCAUGGUCUGUCUCUUGAUGAACGGCGGCAGCCACUCGCCAACAGCCGUGCAUGGUGCCCCGUCCACACCCAACGGCUUCAGCAACGGCCCGGCCACGUCGUGCUCAGCUGCGCUGUCCACGCAGCACCUGCCCCCGGCCUGUGGGGCCCGGCAGCUCAGCAAGCUGAAGCGCUUCCUCAGCACCCUGCAGCAGUUCGGCAGCGACAUCUCGCCCGAGAUCGGGGAGCGCGUGCGCAUGCUGGUGCUGGGGCUGGUGAACUCGACACUGACGAUCGAAGAGUUCCACGCCAAGCUGCAGGAGGCCACCAAUUUCCCUCUGCGGCCAUUCGUCAUCCCCUUCCUGAAGGCCAACUUGCCCUUGCUGCAGCGCGAGCUGCUGCACUGCGCCCGCCUGGCCAAGCAGACACCCGCCCAGUACCUGGCCCAGCAUGAGCAGACACUGCUGGAUGCCAGCACCACCUCCCCCGGCGACUCCUCCGAGCUCCUGUUAGAGGUGAACGAGAAUGGCAAGAGGCGGACGCCUGACAGGACCAAAGAGAAUGGGUCAGACGGUGACCCGCCGCACCUGGACCACCUCAGCAAACGGCCGUGCACCCUGAGCCCCGCCCAGCGCUGCAGCCCCAGCAACGGGCUGCCACACCCCAUGCCGCCACCACACUACCGCCUGGAGGACAUGGCCAUGGCCCACCACUUCCGCGACCCCUACCGACCCCCCGAGCCCCGGGAGCUGCGGGAGCGCCAUCGGCAGCUGGCAGUGCCUGGGGCCCGGCAGGAAGAAGUGAUUGACCACAGGCUCACAGAGCGAGAGUGGGCGGAAGAGUGGAAACACCUCAACAGUCUCCUGAACUGCAUUAUGGACAUGGUGGAGAAGACUCGGCGCUCACUCACGGUGCUGCGCCGAUGCCAGGAGACAGACCGCGAGGAGCUCAACCACUGGAUCCGGCGCUACAGCGACGCCGAGGACCUGAAGAAGGGCCCUGGUCCCACCCGGCCCCUCAGCAGCUCUGCUGGCCUCGAGAGCUCUCAGCUUGACUUGCACCGUGAGCUCACACCCAGGGCGCUGUCCGGCUACAUGCCUGAGGAGAUCUGGAGGAAGGCCGAGGAGGCCGUGAACGAGGUGAAGCGUCAGGCGAUGUCGGAGCUGCAGAAAGCCGUGUCAGACGCAGAGCGCAAAGCCCAUGAGCUCAUCACCACAGAGCGUGCCAAGAUGGAGCGGGCCCUGGCCGAGGCCAAGCGCCAGGCCUCUGAGGACGCCCUGACUGUCGUAAACCAGCAGGAGGACUCCAGCGAGAGCUGCUGGAACUGCGGGCGCAAGGCCAGCGAGACGUGCAGUGGCUGCAAUGCUGCACGCUACUGCGGCUCCUUCUGCCAGCACAAGGACUGGGAGAAGCACCACCAUGUGUGCGGCCAGAGCCUGCAGGGCCCUGCUGCUGCAGUGCCCGACACGCUGCCUGGGCAGCCUGAUGCCACUGCCAGCCCCAGCGAGGCCAGCUCUGCCGGGCCCUCCCGCCCGGGCUCCCCUGGCCCACCCGGCCCGCUGGAUGCUGCCGUGCCCCGCUGACCCCUCCAGACCCCAACACCUGGCCCAUGGGUGCCACGCCCCACUGAGCCCCGGCCCGGCCUGGCCACUGGAUGCUGUGCCCACCUGGCCGGCCGGCAGGAACCACUGCUGCUACUACUUCUGUCCAAAAGCAACAUAGAACCAACCGGAGCUGUGCUGCAGCCUCCUCAACUACCUGACCCGAGCAUCCACCACGACCUGACAACCUCCUCCGGGCACCCUCCCCAGCCAGGGAUCCAGCACAGCGGCGCUGGCGGAGCGUGCCUGGCUCGCCCACUGUCUGUCCCGUCUUGUCUGUCUGUCUGUGUCUGUCUCCACUGUCUCUUGUCUUUGUUCUGUCUUUAUGACUUCCACACACUUUCCCUAUUGUGAAGAGCCCCUAACUGGUAGCUUGUAUUUUCAGUGAAGAAUUGGGGGGGGGGGGUUCAUUUUGUUGGCAAAAGAGCUACUCAGAAAUGGACAAAGAUGACCGUGGAGUUCUCCCCCUUCCUUAUUAAAAGGGGGGGAAACUGAUUUUCUAUCCGGAAACCUGAGCUCACUGUGUCACCCAGGCUACCUGGCAGAUGCAGCUGACACAGUGAGGAGGAUUUCAGUGUCCGGCUCAAGCAUUUUUGGAUUCAGGUUAUUGUGGUGUUUUGUUUUUUGUUUUUUUUUAAUGUCAAACUCUUUGGCUUUAAGUAAAAAUCCAAAAAGGUUUUUUUAAAAAGCAAAGGAAGCAUACCUGUAAACUACCUUGCUAGCUAGCCAGCCAAGGAUACCGGACACACCUCUGCUCCAAAGGAAACCCAAAAAGCAAACACGAGAAAUCAAAAUCCAAAAUGCUCUUCCACUGCCAAAGUAUUCCUUUCACUGUUUCAGCCCAGCCUGGGUUCGUCUGAAUGCUGGUCUUUUUGUUUUGGUUUUGAUUUUCCGGGGUGUUGGGAUUCUGGGGUUCGGGUUGGGCCCAGUCAGAAGCGACCCCGAGUUUCCUCUGCAGCUCUGCAGCCUCCCAGGGCAGACAGGAGCGGCAAGGCCCCUGCGCCCACGGUCAGCGCACAUCUCCUGCGUUCAGGGAGACGCGGUCUGCCCUCAUGCCCCGUGGCUGUCCGUACUUCAUUUCUCCAUUCGUGAAGAAAAAAGUGCUGAAGUGUUCUCCCCAGAGAGCACAACUCCAGAACAAAACUGACAAUCUUUUGGGUUGAUUCCUGGCUGUUUUCAAAGCACGAGCAGAUGGCGGCGACUGCUCCUGGAACCCUGCCCUCCGUUCUCUACCUCUCGGCUCCCACCGGUCACCACGCAGGCCCCAGGCCUGCUUUCUUCACACUUUGCAGAAAAAGGCGCACACACGAAAGCAGCCACUCUCCCUCCCCCUGAAGACUCAUGCUCAGCUGUAUAUAGCCCCACAUCCACCGUCAGUCCACCCAGCUGUUCACCCCUGGGGGCAGGACGCUCCCCACCAGCUCUCCCGCCUCCCACGCCAUGUGACACCCUCAGCAACUCGAGGAGAGGGAGAUCCGGCACCAAGGACUGAGCAGACCCACUCCCCAUGCACGGCGGAGGCACGAAAGACUCGAGUGCAGUAGGGCUUGCGGCCCUGUGCAAGAGGCUCGUGCACGCCAAUGUGAAUGUACAUAGUCUGCAGAGGUCCAAAUAACGGUGUUCACGGGGGUGGUAAGAGAUGUUUGCCAAAUAAAGAGAGGGGAAACCACAGACGUA
Heterocephalus glaber (naked mole-rat) is the source of this 3647-nucleotide messenger RNA. RefSeq names its product CBFA2/RUNX1 partner transcriptional co-repressor 3 (gene Cbfa2t3). Gene Ontology annotation, molecular function: transcription corepressor activity. Gene Ontology annotation, biological process: negative regulation of DNA-templated transcription; DNA-templated transcription. NCBI's taxonomy places the organism in Eukaryota, Metazoa, Chordata, Mammalia, Rodentia, Bathyergidae. The record is from RefSeq and is a predicted model, not a curated record. Gene Ontology annotation, cellular component: nucleus.